Messenger RNA from Aspergillus tanneri, 1677 nucleotides. Its product is annotated as homeobox domain-containing protein. Bases 1 to 1677 code for a protein of 558 amino acids. The transcript has a single exon. Gene Ontology annotation, molecular function: DNA binding. The record is from RefSeq and is a predicted model, not a curated record. Lineage: Eukaryota; Fungi; Ascomycota; Eurotiomycetes; Eurotiales; Aspergillaceae. Gene Ontology annotation, biological process: regulation of DNA-templated transcription.
AUGACGGCCACGACAAUUCCGCAGCCGCUUGAGGGCCUGCCCAUGCAGCCGUUGGACACCAAUCCUGGUGUCGAUGUUGCUCAUAGCCUAUUCCAGAGGCCUCUCACCGACGUCUCUCAGUGGUUGGAUGGUGCCUACUGCCCUCCUAACCCAUGCACAUACUGUCGCAGACACCGUCUACAGUGUCUCAUUAUCCGUACCACAGCGGCGAAUCCCAACCCUGUCACCUCAUGUUCCAGCUGCGUCGCCCUCUUCCGCGAGUGCAGCCUCGCCCAGGGUGAAAAGCGUAAGGCAUCCGGCUUCGAGACCUUGUCCCCUGUUCUGGGCCAUCUUCACGGUCUCCGUGAGAUAUGUGAAGAUAUCCCUGCUGGAUGUGAAUACCGCCCACCCACUAUUCCGGACGAAACCAAGCCACGCGAGCUCGAAUCCAAGCAAUUCGUCAGAAAGGGAACACGAGUACUGCGGGCUUGGUUCCUCCAGAACCAGGCCCGCCCGUAUCCCACGGAAGACGAGAAGGCACAACUGAUGCAUGAAACAGGGUUCUCAAGACAACGCAUCUCCACCUGGUUUGCCAAUGCGCGGAGACGUCAGAAACAAAAACGGAUACAACAACAACCCUCUCUCAAUGGCUCAUCUCUCCCCGUGCGCACCCACCGUGCCGGGUCCCCUAUGCCCAUCAUGUCAUGGACCUCCAUGACCCCCUUGGAACGAUGGCAGGCGUCUCCCCCGGAAGACGACCCCGUGCCCGAAUCAGCCAUCCGCGACGCCAUCUCCUCGGCAGGACCCGACGACUGGGAUCCCUCGUCUCACGACGAGUUAUUCUCAUUCAUUAACUUCGCCGAACCCGAACCCGAAUCCCAAACCUCAACCUCAUCACACCUGGACUCGUCGGCCGAUGGCGGCUUCGGUAGCAAACGAUCGGACGCCUCAUCUGAUAGCGUCUCUUCCACAUGGAGCCACCAAUCCGACGGAGGCGUCCCACUCCCAUUCCCCCGACGUCCAUCACAUCUACGUCAUCGCUCCUCAUCCUCUCGACUCCGUCCACCCUCCUCCACCCCUUCAUACCAAUGCACUUUUUGUCCACGGUCCUUCAAGAAGAAAAACGACUGGACCCGUCACGAAUCCAGCAUCCAUCUCCCCCUCGACGUCUGGAUCUGCACCCCGAGUCUAUUCGACCUCGAACCAUACCUCCUCGAACCUUCCAAAUCCACAUCUGCAUCCACAUCCAGGCACGAGCCCAAACACAAACCUGAAUCGGGAUCUAGGUCUGGACCUGAAUCCGAAUCCUGCCACUUCUGCAAUCACCCCUCCCCCACACACACCUCCGAACACGACUUCCACGUCUGCUCAGAAACGCCCCGCAGCCAACGAUCCUUCCCGCGAAAAGAUCACCUCUGGCAGCAUCUCCGGAAAUUCCACGGCUGCACGAAACUGCCCGUUCCGGACCUCGACGCCUGGAGAUCCUCCUGUCGGGACCGAGUGCGCAGUCGUUGUGGAUUCUGCGGUACGGCGCUGGCAUCGUGGGAUGAGAGGGCCGAUCAUUUGGCCAGGCACUUUCGGGAGGGUUGGCGUAUGGAGGAGUGGUUGGGUGAUUGGGGGUUUGAGGACGAUGUGCAGACUGUUUUGAGACGGGCUGUGGUGCCGGCGAUGAGGAUGUCGGGUAGAAAUGGAACUUGA